UUUAGUUUUCCGCCUCCUCCUCUCUUUAUUCCUUACGUCUCUUCCCUCCCAUCGCCUCUUGCUCCGCCCCACCGCCCAUGGAAUUGCUGCGCGCUCGACCCUCUCCCCAGGCCGCCGCCAGCUUGAGGCCGUCGUAUCGGCACCGUUUCCUCUCCGUCGGACCGCUUCGUCGGAGCAUAGCGUUGCGGUGUAAAAGAGAGGACCAGGACUGGCCGACCCUGGCUUCCGGGAAACCGGCGGAGGCUGAGAAUGGCCCGCUGAUGGCUCUUCCUACCGCUCGGGUUGAACUCAAUGGCAAUGGAAUGGUCUCAGUUUCUGGAAUUCUUGAUACCAUUACUGAAGUUGAAGAUUCUAGCCUUUUCUCUAAUACCAUUGUCAACGAAAUUGAGCAAGACAAAGUUUUAGUUUCUGGCAAUGUUCUGGAUCUUACUGCAGAAGAGAAUGAAAUUGAUGAACAAGAGAAAUCCAAGGCUAGUAUAACUCAUAAUAUUAUUUUUGUUAGCUCUGAAGCUGCUCCUUACUCAAAAACAGGAGGAUUAGCGGAUGUUUGUGGUUCAUUACCUAUUGCUCUUGCCUCAAGAGGACAUCGAGUAAUGGUGAUCACUCCAAGAUACCUAAAUGGUGUUUCGGAUAAAAACUUUGUUAAUGCAACUGAUCUCAUGGUGCGCAUCAAAGUUUCAUGCUUUGGAGGAGAGCAUGAAAUCUCUUUCUUUCAUGAAUACAGAGAGGGUGUUGAUUGGGUAUUUGUUGAUCAUCCUGCUUAUCACAGACCUGGAAAUCCGUAUGGCGAUUCAAGUGGAGCUUUUGGUGACAAUCAGUUCAGGUUUACAAUCUUGUCAUAUGCAGCUUGUGAGGCUCCAUUAGUGCUACCUCUGGGAGGUUAUACAUAUGGAGAGAAAAGCCUUUUCGUUAUUAAUGAUUGGCACACAUCACUUGUAUCAGUUCUUCUGGCUGCAAAAUAUCGUCCACAUGGUGUUUACAAAGAUGCUCGCAGCGUACUUGUUAUUCAUAACCUCGCCCACCAGGGUGUAGAACCAGCAAUUACAUUUAGCAACUUGGCACUGCCUACAGAGUGGUAUAGUUCUCUUGAAUGGAUUUUUCCUACUUGGGCUCGAAAGCAUGCGCUUGACAGGGGUGAGGCGGUUAAUUUUCUUAAGGGUGCAAUUGUUACAUGUGAUCGAAUAGUCACUGUCAGUCAGGGUUACUCUUGGGAAAUUACAACUUCAGAAGGUGGGAAUGGUCUAAAUGAGCUUCUAAGCAACCGAAAAUAUGUUUUGAAUGGAAUCACAAAUGGGAUUGACGUCGAUGAAUGGAAUCCUACUUCAGACAAACAUAUUCCGUUCCAUUAUUCAGUUGAUGAUCUCUCUGGAAAGACUCAGUGCAAAGCAGCUUUACAGACAGAGCUUGGUCUUCCUGUCAGGCCUGAUACCCCACUGAUUGGAUUCAUUGGAAGAUUGGAUUAUCAAAAGGGCACUGAUUUGAUCUGUUCAGCAUUGCCAGAGUUGUUGCAAGAUGACGUCCAAUUUGUUAUGCUUGGAUCAGGGGAUGCAAAAACUGAAAGUUGGAUGCGUUGGGCCGAAUCUGUCUACAACGAAAAGUUCCGUGGAUGGGUCGGAUUUAACGUCCCAGUUUCUCAUAGAAUAACUGCUGGUUGUGACAUAUUCUUAAUGCCCUCGAGAUUCGAACCCUGCGGCUUGAAUCAGAUGUACUCCAUGAGAUAUGGGACUGUCCCUGUCGUCAGCUCCACCGGCGGCCUCAAAGAUACUGUUGAGAAUUUCAAUCCCUACGCAAACGAUGGCAGUGGUCAAGGAACAGGGUGGAGAUUCUCACCGUUUUGCAAGGAGGCCAUGCUAGCGGCAUUGAGGAUGGCAAUUCAAACGUACAGAGAACAUAAAACAUCCUGGGAAGGGCUCAUGCAGAGGGGAAUGUCAAAAGAUUACACCUGGAACAGUGCUGCGAUCCAAUACGAACAGGUCUUCAACUGGGCAUUUACAGAUCCUCCAUACGUUUGAUCGGUGGUGGAUUUUGUCGGCCUUCUGGUUAAUAGCAAUUUUUUUAUAUAUAUAAUUUCGUUAAUGCACCCAAUUUUGAUCUUUCUUGUAAAGUAAAUAAUGUUCCUAUUUUAUUUUUCUAGAAUAAAGUUCAUAUUUUUCGA
Molecule: messenger RNA, 2155 nt
Organism: Zingiber officinale
Lineage: Eukaryota; Viridiplantae; Streptophyta; Magnoliopsida; Zingiberales; Zingiberaceae
Product: starch synthase 1, chloroplastic/amyloplastic-like
Exons: 15
Coding region: 78-2012 (644 amino acids)
Biological process (GO): methylation
Cellular component (GO): chloroplast
Molecular function (GO): nucleic acid binding; methyltransferase activity; alpha-1,4-glucan glucosyltransferase (UDP-glucose donor) activity
Source: RefSeq, a predicted model, not a curated record